Messenger RNA from Hylaeus volcanicus, 757 nucleotides. RefSeq lists its product as uncharacterized. The record is from RefSeq and is a predicted model, not a curated record. The coding region runs from base 122 to 625 and encodes 167 amino acids. NCBI's taxonomy places the organism in Eukaryota, Metazoa, Arthropoda, Insecta, Hymenoptera, Colletidae. The transcript is spliced from 4 exons.
UCAUCGUUCAUUGGCGAGGACGCGACGUAUGGACAAGGAAAAUGAACGCGAAUAGGUCGGGUUAGGGUGGGAGGAUUCCUGUGGUCGUGUCUCUAAGGUGGGCGAGUUCUUAUAAAAUGAAAUGGGGCUGCCGAAAAGGCGUCACACCAACCAAUUCGUUUUGUACGUUCAGGAAUAUCCUAACUCGUUCGACACCGAGACCAGCGACAAGAUGCAUCUCGCUAGCUUCGCAGUUCUCGCUAUUGUAUGCGGCUGCUUUGUAUCGUACAUCUCAGCCGAGGAUGUUUUACCAGCCGAAGAAGGUGUUUCUUCGAUCCUCGACAGCAGCCCCGCCAUACAAACAGAGAACGACGCAAGCUCUGGAGUCACGCUCAACAGACAAAAAAGGACGCUCUUUUUGAAGAAGAAGCUUCUAGGUGCAGGACUUCUUGGUUUUGGUUUAGGCAUCGCGAAAGGAUAUAAAGCUGGAUAUUACACUGCACCGGAAGUUCAUCAUGUCUAUCUGUCACCCCCACCACCAGCUGUAAAAUACGUCGAAUACGUUGAGAAACCCAUUUUCGUUGAAAGGAUAGUCGAAAGGCCAGCACCAGUUUUCAAAGAAGCUGCUCCGUAUGGUGCCUGGUAACAAAACGAAAUUUCGACGGAUCGAUAAUCUAAAAUUGGACAAACGGACAAGAAAUCGUUAGGUAGUUUUACUUGCAGCGAGCGACCCUGUACAUAGGUUAAACAUGAAUAUGGUGAACAAGCGGUGUAUAAG